GUUUAGGAGCGGCUGAAAGAGCGACUUACUUGUGGUGCUCAUUUACUUGAAACAGACACGCGCUCAAGAACAUGAUCGGGCCGGCGGUCGAAGCGGCCAAGGCGGCCAUCGGUGCCACGAAACACAUCGCCUUCGCCCGCACAUGGCGGUCAAACACCCUCACGGCCGCUUGGCCCAAAGUUGGGCACCGGUCCAACGUUUAUUUCUGACAACGCCAGCAGCACUGUUUGUUUGCAAUAAUUGCGUUUCGGCCUCUUUUAUAUAUACACGAAGACAAUUUUUUCCGUCCACUUUUUUCUCAAAUUUUGAUAAAUUUUCUCUGUUACGUAACAAAUUAUAUCCACGUAACACUUUUUUUAAAUCAAUGUCAAACUCGAGAAUUUUUUUAACAAGUAUUAAUUAAAAAAGCAAUUAUAGAAUAAAAAGUUAAUCAUAUCUUUGAUACUUAAUCCAAUAUUUCAAUUAACCGCGGAGAAAAUGAUGUAGAGACGCAAGUGAAACAAUGAGGAGUAAUUACCAUUUCCCAUCCGUAUACAGGUCGCGGCACAAAGUCAUUACAGUUGUAUAUCGUUGCGAGUUGGAUUGUUAAUUCCUAUACUCACUCAGCGGCAAACAACGCUUCCACUUUAAUUCUAGUGGUUACAUAUUAUAAUUUAUUCUCAACGACCGAUCGCUCAACCCAGCGACUGAUUGUGAUAUGAGCCGCUUUCGCUUUUUUUCUAUCUGUUGAGAUCUCCGAGAUCAGCUGAAAAGAGACGCGUUCAAAGUCAAGGUGCCUUUUCGCGUCUCGCUUGCUUAAUGUACUUAUUGCGUGCGUGUGGUUAGGGCAAUUUAAAUUGAAGAAUAUAUGACCAGAACAGUCUAUUCUUCAUUUAAUUUUGCAAAAAUUGUAUGUAGUUAUUUCAUGCAUGGGUUGAGUUUUCAUAAAAAAAAAUACACUAUUCAUGAGAGAUUUUUAAAUUAUGGACAUUAAAUUUUCUUGCGGAGAAAAUUUCACUCGCCAGUCGCCGACAAUUGGCUGCAAUUUAUUAUUCAGCCUGAGAAGUUUUUUGCAAAGGGUAAUUUGUAUGCCACUCCUUAAUUUCGGAAGAUUAAAUCCGAAGAGAAGAUUAAAUUUCUUUUUGCGAACCGGCUAAUAAAUUAAAAUUAAGAAAGCUUUAGUGCAAAAAUAUUUCCAUCCAAGUUUUUCUGUAACUUUUAUCGUUUUCAUCCGUCGCUGUUAACCUUGGGUGCUUAUCUUUGAUGCUUAUUUUUAAAUUAUAUUUCAAAGAUACAUUUUUCAUACAUUUUAAUAUUCAUAGCACUGGCGUGAAGGGAAAAAACUGGAUUCUAAAUUCUAUAGAUCAGGGCUUAAAAGACCUACUGAAAUUAGUUUUUUUAUAUAGUUUAACUUUUGUUUAUGGCCUGCGACCUUCUUUUCAUAAGCCAGACUUGGCGAGACAAAAAUAAAAACAUUCAGCUAUUUUGCAAAAUAAAAAUAUGAAAAAAAGUUGAAGUGCUGAACAAAAUCCAAGAGCACUCUUAAUAGUAGGCAAGGUCCACCUUGUCAGAAUUAUUGGUUUAGUGAGAAGAGGAAAACGAAAUAAUAAUUAAUAAGUCAACCGCGAAACUUGCUGCGGUCUUUUUAAUAUUUGAUGUUCUGGAAAAAUUCUCGCGGUGCCUUUUUUCCAACAAUUUCUAACAACAUUGUUUUUCUCAAAAAUGUUAUCAACAAAUUUGUAGCAAUAAAUGAAUAAAAAAAAUAUUGUGCUUGAUUUAAUAAAAAAAUUAAUUUAUAUAAAAUAUAAAGACAAGUGAGCUUCUUCAUUUAAUUUCAUGAAUUCUGGCUACAAAAAAUGAACAUCCUAGAAAUUAUUUAAAGGGAAUGAAGCUGGACGAUUUUAAACUGCAAAAGUGUGGCUUCCCUUUCCAUAUUUGAGAAAAAGCUAAUCUCUCUUGAAUCAGACUUUCCUGACUGGAAACAAAUUAGCGAUAGACUUUUUGAAUUUUGUGCGGCCUUAAACUAGCAGCGUUUUCAAUGCAGUCCGCAGAGGCGCGAUACUUUCCAUUUAAAUAAUGACUAACAGAGAACGCGGAAAAAUAAUGUAGCAAGAGUUAGUACCUUUUAGAACUUUAUCCAACGCACACAGCUGCAUAUUUUUGCAGCCAGAGAGACGCGCACUAACGUAAGUGUGCCAAUAAAAUGAUUAAAUGCACGCAACGGUUUCGCGCUUGCGAUAAGCGCCACUGUAUUUAUCCUUAAUUAAUUUCUAGCCUCUGCUAUUUAUGCUUUGUUUUCCCUCUCGAUCGUAGCAAAACAUAAAUAAACAAACAUCAGCCGAAGCUAGUUGUGCAAAUCGCUGCGAGCACAAAAACAAUGCCCGCUGAAUUUGCGUUGCUGCAGCCUGAUAUAAUUAAUUAGUCAAUUCGUAAUAGUUGAGCAAGUGAGCGGCGAGAAAUCAAUCGCGCUCGCGGGUGUGUCAACGAUUAAUAUAUAAACAGCGACCGGCGGCUCGAUUUUUUUUUCUUUCUCCCGCACCCGCCGUGUGCACUAUUAAUGAGAGAGUGAUUGAGCUGUUAGGUAACGAGAGCAUUGUCUUUCGCGGUGAUGACGCGUGGGUGGGUAUAAAAUAAUAAUGAAAGUGCAACUGGACUCGAGCACGCGGCGGGACUGAAACAUUCCGCAUUUGCAUGGUCUGGUGACAUUGAAUUCGCAAUCAACUCUCUCCGAAUAAGAGAGUGUUAAGCUGAAAAGUACACACAUUUUAGAAUGCUGAGUAACUUUAUUCAUAAAAAAAUGCAUAAUUAUCUCUCAUGUAUUUUCGGUUUUAAUUUAUUAAAAUGAAAUCACAAUGUAAUUAAUUUUUAUUUAUGAAAACGUCAGUUUUGUUUAAAGAGGUUAACUAGACAUUUUGCUUUAACAAUCUUGCCUGAUUUCAACAUUUAAUUUUGGCAGCGACCUCGCUUUUCGUGUGGCAUAUUUUUUAAUCAUUAUGCCACUUUUUAGCUUCCUGUCUUUUUUUAAAUAGUGAUAAAAAAUAGAAAACUCAUUUAAAAAAUAUUAAAUUAAUAUUUUAAUAACUGUUUUUUGCUGAAAAGAAGAACCAAUUUUAUUUUUUAUAUUAACUUUCUUUCAAAGUUAUAUGCUUAAUUUUAAAAUGUUUCAAUAAUGCAUCAGCAAAAAAUGCAAACAAACAGAGCAUUUUAAAAGAGAAAUUUUUUUCAAAAUAUACUGUUGAAACAAAAAUAUUUAUCUAGAAAACAAGUGCAAUUGAGUGGUUAUACUAUUUUUUUUUGUUUUAAAUAAUAGUAUAAACAUAAAUAAUAUUUUUUUGAGAAAUUAAAACCCAAAGAAACUACCCAAAACGGGAAAUAAUUAAAUUAGUACUUGUGACUAAUCGAGUAAUCACCCUGACGUGGAAUUAGGUUUCAAGACGCGAGAUAUUUGAGACAAAGCCGGUGAAAAAAAGUUCCUGUUAUAAUAAUAAACAAUCUUAAUUGAGGGUAAUUUAAAGAAUUUUAAUUUUGGGAAAUUUUCGCCCUCAAUUUAGAUUGUUUAUUAUCAAAAAAGGAAUUCUCAAACUUUUUUUACACCGACUUUGUCUCAAAUAUCUCGCGUCUCGGAACGUAAUUCCACGUCAGGGCGAUUAGUCACAAGUACUAAUUUAGUACAUUAUACUGUUUAACAUUGUACAUGUUGACAAAAUAUAUUAUUCGCAUCCAAAUUUUGCCUCUUGCUGCUUCUGCCUUAUAAUGCUGCAAGUCGUUCUAAACAAAUAAAUUAUAUUGUCAAUAUUUUUAUUUUAUUUCUUGCUUCAAUUUUCCAUUUAAUGUUGUUGUACUUUUUUAUAUUAUAUCGCCAUAUUUAAUUAACGACAAUAUUUUUUUUUCAUCGCGACUUGAUAAAUAUUAUUGUUUUUAUGAUUUGGAAAACAACAGAGUAACAAUGUGUAUAAAUUAUAUAAAGGAAUGUUUAACAAGACCUGCAACGCACACAGAGCUCUCGAACACACAAAUUAAUCAUUUAUCUCGAGAACAAUUAUCUUUCACGCGCCACUCUGCAUCUGAAGAAGCUCUGCCACUGUGUUCUUUUCAAGUCCUCUCCUAUCUAGCAGCUGCACCAUGAACAGAGUCGCGUCUGCCGUGGUGGCGCACGGCCACUCGGUGUCAGUGGGUCUUUGUCAAGGCUACUCGGCCGUUUUGCUGCCACAGCUGUCUAGCCCUGACAGUGACUUCGGGGUCAUCUCAGCCGAAGCUGCCUCUUGGCUAGCGGCAUUGGGUGUGAUCUCGAAUCCUCUUGGUGCCUUGAUCGGUGGCACACUGGCCGAGGUGCUUGGUCGCAAAAUAACCCUUUUGAUCUCUGCACUGCCUUAUGUGCUCGGAUGGUUGCUGAUAGCGGCCGCCAACGAUCUGUACUGGCUAGGAAUUGGGAGAUUUGUCACAGGAUUCGCCGUUGGUCUCGGUUCCGUGAGCUACGUUUAUGUGGCCGAGGUGAGCCGCCCUGAGCAAAGAGGCACUUUGGCAGCGACGGGUCCAGUGCUGGUGUCCCUAGGCGUGCUACUGGCCUACUCUCUAGGCGCGUUUUUGCCCUGGCGCGUGGUUGCUUUGGUCGCCGCCCUUGUUGCAGUGUGCACUGGGCUGAUGGCGGUCAUGCUGCCUGAGAGUCCACCCUGGUUGGUGUCUCACGGGAGGGAGGAUGAGGCCAAGGAGGCCUUAAAUUGGCUCCGAAACUGUCCUGACAAAGCGUCUGCUGAAGUGGACGCCAUCAAAUGCAAAGAAACCGCCGAUGAAAAGUUUUCUUGCACCAGUUUCUUCAGAAUGGCUCUGGAGCCGUGUGUGUGGAAGCCCUUCUUCAUCCUGGUGGCCUUUUUCUUUUUCCAAGAGGCCUCUGGCAUAUACGUCAUCCUGUUCUACGCCGUGGACUUUGUUCGGGAAGUGGGCGCCGGGCAGGACGAGUCGCUCGUGUCCAUUGGAAUUGGCCUCGCGCGGCUCGUAAUGAGUCUUGUUGGUGCCUUUCUCCUCUGCAAAUUCCCUCGCAAAACCUUGGCCGCCGCCUCGGCCCUGCUCAUGACCCUGGCCAUGGGUGCCACCACCGCCUACGAGUUCCUCUUCAGCUCAUUUCACUUCCAAGACAGGAUUUUGAGUUGGAUUCCAGCCUUUGGGGUUUUGAUGCACGUGUGUGUCAGCAUGCUGGGGAUGCUUCAGCUGCCCUGGAUCAUGACCAGUGAAUUAUUUCCCCUUCGGGUGAGAAGUGUAGCGGUCGGCUUGGUGACCGCCCUGGCCCACCUCCUCAUUUUCGCGUCUGUCAAAACCUACCCUGGUUUGUUAUUCUCCUUUGGGCUGCCAACCACCCUAGGCAUGUUUACGACGGCUUCCCUUUUUGGUGCAGUCUUCGCCAUUUGCGUGUUGCCAGAAACCAAGGACAAGACAUUAGGUGAGAUCGAAAGCGAAUUCUCGGACAAAAACAAAAGCGACUUCGAUCGCCGGUUUGAAAUCUGCACCGUCCAAGACUGUUCUGUGAAACUGAGAAAUUUUCAACUCAAUAAUGUUUGACUGACAUUUACCGUUUUUAAUUCAAGGAGUGGAAAAUGCAUUUAACGUUGAGCGCUGGUUCGCAGUCUGAUUUAAAAAUCUAGUCUCUUCAUUAGAUUUGUAAGUUGCAGAUUUAUUUUUGAAACAACUCACCAUUUUAUUUAAGGAUAAGGGGUAAACUGACAUUCUCAUGAGAAAAUGACGAUUUAAAUUAUUUUAUUUAUUUUUGUUGCAAUUCUUUUAUUAUAUAUAUUUUAUGAAAAUUCCAAAGUUUAUGGACAAAAUUUUCAAUAUCGUGGUCUUUAGAGUUUAUUCUUGAAUCUGUUUUUUAAAUAAAAAUGAACUCAUCCUUCAUAAUUAAUAUUAUUUAAUUUGU
Molecule: messenger RNA, 5887 nt
Organism: Neocloeon triangulifer
Lineage: Eukaryota; Metazoa; Arthropoda; Insecta; Ephemeroptera; Baetidae
Product: facilitated trehalose transporter Tret1-like
Exons: 7
Coding region: 4102-5532 (476 amino acids)
Biological process (GO): transmembrane transport
Cellular component (GO): membrane
Molecular function (GO): transmembrane transporter activity
Source: RefSeq, a predicted model, not a curated record